Molecule: messenger RNA, 1668 nt
Organism: Funneliformis caledonium
Lineage: Eukaryota; Fungi; Glomeromycota; Glomeromycetes; Glomerales; Glomeraceae
Source: the annotation of a GenBank genome assembly
AUGGAUUUACGAGAUACUAGAAUCCUUGUUGCAGUAGAUUUUGGAACAACUUAUUCUGGCUUCGCUUAUGCUCAUAAAGAGAACCCUGAAAAUGUUGUUGUGAAUAAUUCUUGGCCAGGGAGAGAAGGUGUGUUUAAAACACCCACAGCGCUUCAAUAUGAUGAAAGAUAUAAUAAAGUUAUAAGCUGGGGAUAUAAUGCAUUAGUAGAAGAACCUGAUGAAUUAGAAGAAAUAUCGGACGAUUCGGAAGAACAACGUUCGCGUCCCGUAGAAUUGUUCAAGUUACAUUUGUCAACGUUAGGUUGGAAAGAAAAACCUUGGUUACCACCCAGAUUCGGGUAUAAAAAAGCUGUUAAAGAUUAUUUAAGUAAAUUAGGCGAAUUGAUCAGAGAAACUAUUGAGAGACGAUGGCCGACUGUAAGCUUUCCUCGACAAGUCGAUUUCGUAUUUACAAUUCCUGCCGAAUGGCCUCCAAAUACAACCAAAAUCAUGAGAGAAUGUGCACACGACGCAGGAUUAUUGAGUUCUCUUAAUUCAAAUAAUAUCGAAUUUACUACUGAGCCCGAAGCUGCGGCACUUCACUGCCUUAGUGUCCUAAAAGAGCAUCACCUAGGCCCAGGGGAUUCCUUCAUAGUAGCCGAUUGUGGCGGUGGUACAAUUGAUUUAACAUCACGAAAACUUCUUCCAGGAAAUAGAUUAAGUGAAAUCACCGAACGUGUCGGUGAUUUAUGUGGUGGUUCAUUCGUAGAUAAAAGAUUUUUAAAAUGGCUUGGAAAGAAAUUAGGCGCUGACGCUUUAGAAGAAUUAAAAUCAAAUAAUUAUGGUCAAAUGCAAUAUAUAGUACAAAGGUUUUUUUGUCAGCGUAUCAAAUAUAAAUUUAAUGGAGAAAGAUCAGAAUAUAAACCUUUAAAAUUAAAUGUACUGCACUAUUGCCCUGAUUUAAACAGAUAUGUCACGGGAGCAUACAAAGAACAAAUGGAACAAGUUGGAUGGGUGUUAAAGGUUGAUUUUGAUUCCGUUAUAGAAAUGUUUGAUCCUAUCGUUACUCGAAUUGUUAAAUUAAUUGAUGAUCAAUUAAAAGGUUCGAAAGAAAAAUGUUCGGCAAUGUUUUUGGUGGGAGGAUUUAGUGAAUCCCCUUAUUUACAACGUAGGGUUAGGGAGGCUUUCAGCUCUAAAGUUCCCAUUAUCUCUGUACCAGCUUUACCAAUAGCAGCCAUAGUUCGUGGUGCCAUAACAUAUGGCUUUAAUAUCGAUAUUGUACAUGAUAGAGUAUUGAAAUGGACGUAUGGAAUUGAAGAACCUAACAAAGACAAGGCCUCCAGGAAAACGUCUGAUGGGCUAAUACUUUAUUUUCAUAAAUUGGCACAACGUGGUAGAAGUGUUGGAGUGGAUCAAAAAUUCACGACAGAUUUUUUUCCUACGAGAGCCAAUCAAGAAAUUAUCUCUUUUAAUAUAUAUUAUACUCCAAGAUACGGUGCGAAAUUUUGCGAUGAUCCGGGAAUGAAGCUAUUAGGGACCCUAAGGGUUAGAGCGACUGAUACUCAUCUAGGUUUAAAUCGACCUAUUGAAUUUUUGCUUGCAUUUGGUAAAAUGGAAAUUAAAGCUACCGCUAAAAAUAAAAGAACUGGUAGAGUUUAUAACGAGACUACUUUUGAUUUAGAUAUUUAA